Molecule: messenger RNA, 1499 nt
Organism: Brassica oleracea var. oleracea
Lineage: Eukaryota; Viridiplantae; Streptophyta; Magnoliopsida; Brassicales; Brassicaceae
Product: MADS-box protein CMB1
Exons: 10
Coding region: 18-1277 (419 amino acids)
Biological process (GO): positive regulation of transcription by RNA polymerase II
Molecular function (GO): RNA polymerase II cis-regulatory region sequence-specific DNA binding; protein dimerization activity; DNA-binding transcription factor activity, RNA polymerase II-specific
Source: RefSeq, a predicted model, not a curated record
GCAAAGAGAGAAAACUAAUGAGACGAUCGAUCCCACAGUUUCCUAUUUUCAAGCUUUCAAUUCAAACCCUAAUAUCCGAUUUUGGCGGUCACACCUGUCGUCUCAAUCGCAAACCUAUUUCUUCUCUCUCCUUCACGAUCCUUCUUCCUCUCUUAAGCUUUAUCUUCUUUCUUCCUCAUAAGGAAACUGUUUUCCCUUUUUGUCUUAGCAUCCGAUUGAAGGAAAGUUUGUUUUUGUCUUUAAUUAGGAUGGGUCGAGUGAAGCUAAAGAUAAAGAAACUAGAUAGCAUCAAUGCACGGCAAGCUACUUAUUGCAAAAGGAAAAAUGGGAUCAUGAAAAAGGCUAAAGAGUUGUCCAUCUUAUGCGAUAUAGAUGUUGUGCUUCUCAUGUUCUCUCCCGCGGGAAAGCCUUCCCUGUGCACCGGAGAACACAGCAUUGGAGAAGUCAUUGCUAAGUUUUCUCAACUUGCUCCGCAAGAAAGGGCAAAGAGGAAGUUGGAUAACCUUGAAGCCUUGAAGAAAACAUUCAUGAAGCUUGACCACGAUGUAAAUAUAUCAGAGUUUCUAGAGAGAAGUAAACCAACAGUUGAGGUUGUAAGCGAACAAGUCAGGUUUCUACAAAAACACUUAUCAGAAAUACACACAAGACUAAGCUAUUGGACUGAGGUCGAGAAGGUUGAUAGCAUAGAUGAUUUGCAGCAACUAGAAAAUUCUAUAAGACAGUCUUUGUAUCAAAUCCGUGUUCAUAAGGAGAACGUGCUGCAACAUCAGCAGCAGCAAGUUAUGUCCAUUGAAUGCAAAAACGAGUUGCAGAGUGACAUAGAUCUGGACUUUGGAAUUGAUAUAGAGCAACAGCUUGAGAAUUUCUCAUGGGUUCGUACAGAUGAAAACAUGAAGGCUCCUCUAAAAGAAGAAGAAGACCCUAAUCUGCAGUUUUAUCAUACCUAUAAGGACCUAACGUGCUCCGCAAGUUCAUCUCUUGAAAGUUACUCAGGAUUGUUUGGUAUCAAAACACCAAAACUAGAAAGCGGUGGCAUUCCCGGGACAUCUUCUGAUCCCAACGUACAAUACAGCAAUCUCAGUUUCCUAAAUGAUCCAAAGCUUCAGCAACUAGCUGAGUGGAACCUAUUAGGAAGCCCUGCAGAUUACUACGUUAGCCAGAUCUUGGAAGCUUCUUAUAGGCCUCAGUUUGGAGGAAACUGGCCUUCAUCUGAGAUGUCAAAUUAUCCUUUCACCGUCUUUGAUGAUCCUCUGCUUUCAAAGCAGCCAACCCUAUAAGUAGCUCUGGAAAAACACGAAGCGUUGGUCCGAAAACGGGCCUUGUAUUGAGCAGUCACGAGAAUGCGAAAGAAGCUAGAAUUGAUGAGUUGCUAGUGAAACAAAAAAAAAAUACUAAAAAUAUAUGAUACAGUGCCAAAUUGCUUGUUAGGUACCGAGCUUGGAUCAUUCAUAAAUUGUAAGAAAAUAUUAAUGAGAUUCUAGAUUAUAGUUUGUUUGUCA